AUGCGGGCGCCUCUUGACAACCCUACUUUGACAAACAAGGAACCAACUGUACAUCCCCAAGAUCAAGGAUGCCGCGCAACACCUAAACCACCUCCCGGACGAGAUAUCACAGGUCUUCCACGACUACUACCAAUCACUAUACAACAUAGCAACGAACCAACCAGGGACCCAACGACCAAAUGGGAGGAAAUCCAGAGACACCUGACUUCCGCUGAUAUGCAUCACUUGGAGGAAGCAGAACUAGCCACCCUGGAGACACCGAUCACACUGGCAAACUACUACAGGCAGUACUACAAGACGUUCAGCGAGGAACUGCUACCAAAACUACAGGCGGCCCUAAACGCCCUCCUGGAGGAGGCCAGGCCAUCCCCGUAG
Molecule: messenger RNA, 375 nt
Organism: Pelobates cultripes (western spadefoot toad)
Lineage: Eukaryota; Metazoa; Chordata; Amphibia; Anura; Pelobatidae
Source: the annotation of a GenBank genome assembly